Molecule: messenger RNA, 6576 nt
Organism: Carassius gibelio (silver crucian carp)
Lineage: Eukaryota; Metazoa; Chordata; Actinopteri; Cypriniformes; Cyprinidae
Product: potassium voltage-gated channel subfamily C member 1-like
Exons: 4
Coding region: 841-2655 (604 amino acids)
Biological process (GO): potassium ion transmembrane transport; protein homooligomerization
Cellular component (GO): neuronal cell body membrane; dendrite membrane; axon
Molecular function (GO): delayed rectifier potassium channel activity; protein binding
Source: RefSeq, a predicted model, not a curated record
UGUGCUCAUGUUGUCUCUCCGCAGGAAUGACGAACCUCGCUCCACACUGGUCGACAGGCACGCGCCGAAAGGAAGACUGAAAAUAUCCAUUUGGUGGAAAUAAAGCGGAUCCGAUCAUCACUUCCGAACAAACACCGGAGGACGUCGUCAACCUGGACAUUGUGGAGACCAAAGAAGAUUUUUAAAAGGACACCGGUCCUCUUCCACUUCAAAACCGACGUCUCCUGUAUGAGUAUAGCUACACAUCCAGUGGCAAAGCAUUUUCUAUAUGUGAUGUCUGUCGUUUUUGUCUACAAACUGCGUUUGAUAAUGGGCAUUUGGAUAUGCUUUGUAGAAAACGACUGAUUUUACAUCGAAAAAACGCUUAAAAUGUGACCGUUGCAAGUGAGCAUCGAUCCCUCCACGGAUUUGACGAGACGAGGUGUCUACUGGGAAUAAUAAGGGGAGUGCAUGUAUCUCGUAUUGGAGAGCGGAGGGAGCUGUCCGUUCAGAACCACACACACAUCUGCCACCAGCGGUGCACCACAAGCCAUCAGCCUCGCACCUUCUCUGGACCCCACAGUGCGGAGCGUCAAUUUAUGACAACCUCUGCAUUCAUUUAACGUCUGUACCUUCUCAUUUUCUCUUGGCAUCUGGAGGAAAUCCCACAUUCACCUUACAAGAACAUCAAACGCUCAUCCAGCGGUUUCCUGCAGCUGAGCUGCCUUUGCGCACUUGUUUUUCUGCGUUUAUUCUGUUCACUUUCUUUUUUCCGUUGCCUAACAAUUGCGCACAUGUAUCCUCCGGGUCUUUCAGCGUUGUAAUGCCUGGCCCGGGCUCGAGACAUGCCUAAGCGACGAGAUGGGCCAGGGCGACGAGAAAGACCGUGUUGUGAUCAACGUGGGAGGUAUUCGACACCAGACCUACCGCAGUACCCUGCGCACUCUCCCCGGGACUCGUUUAGCCUGGCUCGCCGAGCCUGAUGCCCACAGUCACUUUGACUAUGACGCCCAGAUCGACGAGUUUUUCUUUGAUCGCCACCCCGGAGUUUUUGCACACAUUCUCAAUUAUUAUAGGACUGGCAAGUUGCAUUGCCCCGCUGAUGUUUGUGGCCCUCUUUAUGAAGAAGAGCUGGCCUUCUGGGGCAUCGACGAGACAGAUGUGGAGCCCUGCUGCUGGAUGACGUACCGGCAGCACCGGGAGGCUGAAGAGGCACUGGACAGUUUCGGCGGGGGGCCAGUUGAAAUGGGCAACGAUGAUAUGGACACAGAAGUUUUGGGUGAUCCAGGGGAUGGAGACGAGGAACUCGAAAUGACUAAACGCCUGGCCCUCGGCGACUCACCUGACGCAAAAAGUGCAGGGUUGUGUCAACGUUGGCAGCGUCGUGUUUGGGCACUUUUUGAAGAUCCAUAUUCCUCUAAAUAUGCAAGGUGGGUGGCAUUUGCCUCGCUGUUCUUCAUACUGGUUUCCAUAACCACUUUCUGCCUGGAGACACACGAGGCCUUCAACCCCAUCAUUAACCGAACAUAUAUUAACCCUGAAGACAACAGCUCCAGGUUUCACUUGGAGACAGAGACGGUGGUCUACCUAACCUACAUCGAGGGAGUGUGUGUAGUGUGGUUCACCUUUGAGUUCCUCAUGCGUGUCACCUUCUGUCCAGACAAAAAGAAAUUCAUCAAAAACACGCUAAACAUCAUCGACUUUGUGGCCAUCCUGCCAUUUUACCUGGAGGUGGGCCUGAGCGGAUUGUCCUCUUCCGAAGCAAAGGACGUUCUGGGUUUCCUCCGAGUAGUGCGGUUCGUUCGGAUCCUCCGAAUCUUCAAGCUGACGCGACACUUUGUGGGCCUGCGAGUGCUGGGACACACCCUCCGCGCCAGCACCAAUGAGUUCCUCCUGCUCAUCAUCUUUCUGGCGCUCGGAGUUCUCAUCUUUGCCACCAUGAUCUACUACGCCGAGCGAAUCGGUGCCAAUCCCAAUGACCCACGUGCCAGCGAGCACACCCAUUUCAAAAACAUCCCCAUUGGCUUCUGGUGGGCUGUUGUGACUAUGACCACAUUGGGCUACGGAGACAUGUAUCCUCAGACCUGGUCAGGCAUGUUGGUGGGCGCAUUGUGUGCUCUGGCGGGUGUGUUAACCAUCGCCAUGCCUGUGCCUGUCAUCGUCAAUAACUUUGGGAUGUACUACUCUCUAGCCAUGGCUAAGCAGAAGCUACCAAAGAAAAAGAACAAGCAUAUUCCCCGUGCCCCCCAGCUGGGCUCACCGAAUUACUGUAAGUCUGCCAUGAACUCACCUCACCACAGCCCACAAAGUGACCAUUGCGCUCUUCCUGCCCAAGAGGAGAUUUUAGAAAUGAACAGAGCAGAUCCCAAAGUGAACGGUGAGGCAGCUAAAGCAGCGCUAGCCAAUGAGGAUUGUCCCCACAUAGACCAAGCCAUUUCCCCUGAGGACGGCCAUAUCUUUAACCCAAGCCAGCCGCGGGGAGACACUCCGUGUUUUCUGCUAAACGUCGGAGGACGAUCCACAAACACGGGCACCCGAGUGAGGAAGGCCGGAAUGUUCUCAGGGAGGUCAGGGGCGGAGCCAGCCGGCCCGACGCAUGGCACACAGGGUUACCCACUGCUGCAGCUAGGCUGGGCGCACAGCCCAGAAGAUGGCCAUGCCAGGGUCACCACCUGAGAUCCAUCCAUGUUUCACUGUCAUACGUUCAAACCGCCCACAGCAGCCUUAGAUAAAUAAAAAGCCCCUAGACGCUAUGUAGCUUAACAGGCUGUCAAUUAACGUCAGCAAAUGUAGUGAUAUAAAAACCAUCACACGUUCAUGAUAUCUCACACCUGGUCUAGUUUGACCCUUGACCCCUGCUGUAUGAAUAGACUUCGGAUCAUACCUAGAGUUUCCUUUCCAUAAUAAUUACACCACUGGCAGUGACAACAUAAACUGGCCAUUUCUGAUCACAUUCAAAAGAAUAUCUUGCUAACAUCUACCUAUUUGUCAUGUGAUCAUUUUUUAACCAAUAGUGCUGUCUGUCUGUGUCUUAUGACAUGUUGCUCUGUGUGAGCAUGCUCUGUUUGACUCCAGAUCUCACUCACAGUCAAAAGUAACACAGUAUGGUCAACAUCAUCAUUAAGUAGAACUACACACACUGUUCCCAACAAAUAUGUUUUUUGUCUUUGUGUUUUACUGUUUGUGCAAAUGUAUGAGUGUUUUGAGAGAUGUUUGUGUGUGUGUGCAUACAGUGCUUGAGAGUGCACUGUUCUCUUUUCCUGUAGCAUUAUGUUGUGCAUGUGUUGGGGCAGUCCUGCAGCCUUGUUGCACAAUCUGUCCUGAUGCCUGUAUGGUAUUGGAUGAGAAAGUAAAGACUUGGUUUUGCACACAGGCAGAUAAUAUAAUGAGUUGGUGUAGAUACGCCACUGACAUAUGUGACAUGCUCUUUCAUUUUGAGUCGAAAGUCCAAAUAAGCCAUUAGAGGAGAAUUGUGAUAAUCAAUUUAGUUUAGAGUCUCUACUUUCAAGUGUCCGUUUUUUUAUCGAAUUCAAACAAUCUGCACUUGCCUCAGUUCUGACAACAAUGCAGAAAUGCACACGAGUUGAUCAUUUCUUCUUUUUUAAUAUUUGCAUGAAAAACUGAGCGAAAAUUACUCUACAUCAGAGGGUAUUUUGAUACAGUACUAAGUAACUACAGUAACUUAUUAGUAUCAUCCCUCAAGUAAUUCACCAAGUCAUUUUAAACCUUGGAAAGAUGUCAAUAAAAUGGUUCGUUUCACCUAAUGAUAGUAGAAAAAAACUGUUUUAAAUCAAUUAAAUUGUCGAUAACUUGUAAAUAUGUAUUGUUAAAUAUAUGCAUUCUAAUAUAAUUGGAUUUUAUUUUUUCUUAAACUGUUUUCAUGACAUCCUAAGAAUUAUUUGUUUGAAUUGAUUUGCUUAAAAAAUAUUUAUUUAUAUGUUUUUAUGACAGUAACUAUUUAAUUGUUUGGAAACAUAAUUGUAUCAUUUGAAAGCAGAGACUUUCCUUUUUCACUGUGUGUACACUUAAAAUGUGUUUCUUGUCAAAAUGACUCAAAAUGAUGGUGCAAGUCAUAUAGAGAAAAAGUGCCUAAAACUGAGGAUUGGACUGGAUUCUCGAUUGCCUUAAUUUCAAUUGACCAGUCAACAAAUCUGUGAACAUCUAAAUUCUAUUUGUAAGCUUUGCCUUGCAAUCCACAGCCUUCUUGCUCACUCGAAUGCCAGAUGAACCAACCGAUCUUUGUGCAUGCCAUCCCAGAGAUUGCAUGCGAUAUUAAACCCUUUAAACCUGACCCAUAGCAGCGAACAUGGUGUGGAGAAAACUGACACAGGUCAAGACGAAGCCUUUGUGUCUCAGCAACUGCCAUGUGCACAUUUCUCUAAACCAAGGUUAUCAAAAGUCCCGGAGCCUGGGCACCAUAACCAGCAAGGCCCGAACGCUGGCCGAGGUGGUGUCGAUGUCCACCGGGUCCUGCGGCCCACCUGUUCUCCUGCGGCGGUCCCACUCUCCAAUCCCUUCCAUUCUCUAAGAAAUGGAGCAGUUGUGUAGUUAGAGCUGUCUCCCUGGGUCUUCCUCCUGCUCUGCUGCCUUCUGUUCUCUGCGCUGCUUGAUUUGGUCUGGUCUGGUCUGGUCUGGUCUGUCUUGUUCUCCGGUCCUUGUUUUCUGGCUCUGUUUUUGUCUCCUCCCCUCCUCCUUUUCCUCUUCUGUCCUUUUUGCUUGUUUCUUGUCUUUAUGUACCAACUCUCAACUCAUACAAAGCCAUCAGAGAGAAAGAAAACCUCCAACUGAUCUCAGGGAAAAUGUUAAGGAUUCCCUAGUUAUGAGUGUUUAUCAGAUACAAUAAAAGAACUGGAGGCGAGAAAGGUAAACCUUUCUUUCAGAGCACGUUGUUGCUCUGGGAACCACUUCAGAACUGGAAAGACUUGUGUCCUCCCUUCAAAGGAUAGAAAUAAUGAUAUUUUUUACAAUUAAUAUUUACUUAUAAAUCCUGUAUAUUCUCACAUAAAACCUGUUCAGACACAUGGAAGAUGAUACAAUAACCUUUUGUCGGUUCCUUUUUCGUUUAAUUUGGCUGUUUAAUUUUUACUGCACUUCCCCUUUGUUCCGGCGGAGUCUUCCUCUGUUCUUUCUUCAUCACCUCAUUAAACGGACCCCAGGUAGGAGGUAUCAGGACUCCCUCUUUCUUGCUGUCUACAGAACUUCUUUCAUUCUCCCUGUGCAUUUCUGUCCAUCUCUCUUUCUCCGUCCUUUUUAGCCCUCGAUUGCGAAAGCAACCCAAAUGAACAUUUUUACAAUGCAGACAAAGAGGAAGUCUUAUUUUCUCAGCCUAUUUCCUCCUCAUUCUGUGAGCUGAAUGAAAACAAGGCCCAGUGGCAGGAUGACCCUGAGCAAUCCCACCCUCCCCUGUAUUUUCUACUGCAGAUCCCUGCAAAGAGGACACUGCCCUAGUUAAGUAUAUGCAGUCAGAGGUGCUCACAGUGACCUGAGAAGGCAGCAGCAUCUCAAAACCUCGGUUUCCCUUCUCCAGCCUUGCUGGACGUCACAAUGGCCAGAGGGAUUACACGCUGAAGUCCAAAGGAGGGACGUAUAUCUAGAGAGAAAAAGAGCACAGUAGAGGAUGUUGCUAGUCGACGGAGUGGCAAGCAUGUUGAUCCGGAUUCCAACUGUGUGAGGAAUCUCAUGGACCAGGACUUUUUUAAGGAAGACCUUAAGGACCAUCGACUGAAGAGUGCAAUGUGAUUGGCUUUAAAGUCAGCAAAAUGAGUUUUAUAAACAUAAUACUAAUGAUAGUACCUGCAGUUACAGAUGUAGUGGACUCUUCAUUCAUUUUAGCAUGAGCUGCAUGGUGUCACAUUAAAAAAAGAGGAAAUAUUCUAUAACUGUUAUGAAUAUGUCUGUACAAAACAAAUAUUUUCUUUCAAGAGUUCUUGACUAUUGCAGAAAUGACAUGUAGCCAUGGGCAAUGAGAUGCUCAGAGACCAUGUUCUUUACUUUAGCAGCUGAUAUCUUCGUUCUGUCUUUGUUGUUAACCACAUGACUCAGCUCUGGUCACAUUGACCUCAAAGUCUGAAUGAGAUGCUAGUGGUUACCUGUGGCGAGUUGGGCGGAGCCGAGAGGCGUGGGAACGAGGGGUGGGGCGCAGGUGCAGCUCAUCUCCAAUCACUACACCUGGCCUCACUCCUCGUUCCCACACCUCUCGGCCCCGCCCCACUCGCCACAUUACCGCUGUGACGUAGAUCGUGAAUUCCACUCUUCAACUUUGUUUCUGUCUGGCAUGCUUGUGUUUCUGGAUCUAAUAGAGAGAAGAAAAAAACUGAGCAAAAUGAGUUGUUUUUCUGUUUUAUGUCUUACGUGUUGGUGAAUAGAUCCUGUGGAAACUGUUGUGAACAACUGUUUAUUUCACAUAUCAUGUGCAGACUUUUAACAGUGUUAUUUUUGGAGAAAAAACAAACAAACAAGAAAAACAGCAUCCUGUCGAGAUGUUUUACAUCUUCUCUCAUUACUUGUAGGUACUAAGACACAAAGAAAAGCAAAAAAGACAGAUGUAUAUUUACACUAUAAGAGAAUUGUAUGCAAUUUAGCUAACUUGGGGGGGGG